Messenger RNA from Myxocyprinus asiaticus (Chinese sucker), 6027 nucleotides. RefSeq names its product transcription factor COE1-A-like. Lineage: Eukaryota; Metazoa; Chordata; Actinopteri; Cypriniformes; Catostomidae. Gene Ontology annotation, molecular function: DNA-binding transcription factor activity, RNA polymerase II-specific; RNA polymerase II cis-regulatory region sequence-specific DNA binding. Gene Ontology annotation, biological process: regulation of transcription by RNA polymerase II. The coding region runs from base 566 to 2380 and encodes 604 amino acids. The record is from RefSeq and is a predicted model, not a curated record. The transcript has 17 exons.
GAAAGGACACAAAUCACUCCCGUUUGAACAAGGGGAGCAGCGAGGGAUCUGCCUCCACAAGGGUCCACCACCUCUCCUGGUUGAUUUCAAAUCGCUCAUUCAUGUGAUUUGAUCAGAGAAUACUCUUUGUGGAGACAAGACAGGAAAGGGAAGGAGGAGAAAAUAAAGAAAAAGUGUCUGUGGAUGAUGACAUUUGAUCUUAGCCUCAAUGAAGCCCGUUCUUGAUCCUAUUGUUUCUUAAAGUGUCAUUAGACUUUUUUUGUUGUUGUUGCCAAGGUGCGCACGGUAGACCACACGGACCUCCAGUCUAAUCUCACGCGCCCCUCUCCGCCUAACAGUUUUUUGAUUGUUUGUUUGUUCUUGUACAGUGUUUCCCAAACCUGGAUGUUGACAGCUCGCGUUUCUUUUGGCACGCCUCUCUAUUUUCUGUUUCAGAGAAGAAGCGCUAAUAGAGACAAACACGGUGACACCUGCUCGCCCAUAGACUUCUCGUUAGCUCUUUUUUUACGGAGCGAUCAAAAGAAGCGAGCACCGCCUGAGACGGUGACAGGAAAAGACUGUUUUCAUGUUCGGGAUUCAAGACAGCAUUCAAAGGAGCGGGAGUAGUAUGAAAGAGGAGCCCAUCGGUGCCGGGAUGAACGCUGUCCGGACAUGGAUGCAGGGUGCCGGAGUGUUGGAUGCGAACACAGCCGCUCAGAGUGGAGUGGGUCUUGCUCGGGCACACUUUGAGAAGCAGCCUCCCUCAAAUCUUCGCAAAUCCAACUUCUUCCAUUUCGUUUUAGCCCUAUACGAUAGACAAGGACAACCCGUGGAAAUCGAAAGAACGACUUUUGUUGGAUUUGUUGAAAAGGAAAAGGAAUCUACCGGGGAAAAGACAAACAAUGGGAUCCAUUACAGAUUGCAGCUUCUUUACAGCAACGGCAUCAGAACAGAACAGGACUUUUAUGUACGCCUGAUUGACUCCAUGACCAAGCAGGCAAUUAUCUACGAAGGUCAAGACAAAAACCCAGAGAUGUGCCGGGUUCUGCUGACACACGAGAUCAUGUGCAGCCGCUGCUGUGACAAGAAAAGUUGUGGCAACCGUAACGAGACGCCCUCUGACCCAGUCAUCAUCGACAGGUUUUUCCUGAAAUUCUUCCUCAAAUGCAACCAGAACUGCCUAAAGAAUGCAGGAAACCCACGAGACAUGCGUCGCUUUCAGGUGGUGGUGUCUACGACGGUCAGCGUGGAUGGCCACGUGCUGGCUGUGUCUGAUAACAUGUUUGUACACAAUAACUCUAAACAUGGACGCAGAGCUCGCAGACUGGACCCCUCUGAGGGCACUACAUCAUACUUGGAACACGCCACUCCUUGCAUUAAAGCCAUCAGUCCCAGUGAAGGCUGGACGACAGGGGGUGCCACAGUCAUCAUCAUUGGAGAUAACUUCUUUGACGGUCUACAGGUCAUCUUUGGCACCAUGCUGGUCUGGAGUGAGCUCAUAACCCCUCACGCCAUACGAGUUCAGACUCCUCCCAGACACAUUCCCGGGGUUGUGGAGGUCACUCUGUCCUACAAGUCAAAACAGUUCUGCAAAGGUACACCGGGCAGAUUUAUCUACACAGCACUGAAUGAGCCCACUAUUGACUACGGUUUUCAGAGGCUACAGAAAGUCAUCCCGAGACACCCCGGUGACCCUGAGCGCUUACCAAAGGAGGUGAUUUUGAAGAGGGCAGCAGACCUGGUGGAAGCUCUAUAUGGGAUGCCACACAAUAAUCAGGAGAUAAUUCUGAAAAGAGCAGCAGAUAUCGCAGAGGCGCUCUACAAUGUCCCAAGGAGUCACAACCAGUUGCCAGGUCUGGCCAACAGCUCAGUCCACGCUGGCAUGAUGGGAGUCAACUCAUUCCACAGCCAGCUCGCAGUCAAUGUUUCAGAGUCCACACAAGCAGCCAAUCAGGGUUUCAGUCGGAACACGAGCAGCGUAUCCCCUCACGGUUACGUACCCAGCUCAACACCCCAGCAAAAUAGCUACAGUACCGUCUCUACCAGUAUGAAUGGAUAUGGCAACACAGGCAUGACCACACUGGGAGGAUCACCCAACUUCCUCAACGGCUCAGCUGCCAACUCUCCUUAUGCCAUUGUUCCUUCAAGUCCCACCAUGGCCUCCUCCACCAGUCUUCCCUCCAACUGCAGCAGCUCCUCAGGCAUCUUCUCUUUUUCUCCAGCCAACAUGGUGUCUGCAGUUAAACAGAAGAGCGCCUUUGCUCCUGUUGUGCGGCCCCAGACAUCGCCGCCCCCAACCUGCACCAGUGCCAAUGGCAAUGGCCUCCAAGUAGAUCAAUCUUUUGUGGACUCUAGCAAGUACUCCACCACCAGCUCCCUGCAGGGACUGGCCUUCUCCUGAAUGAUCCCAGGGAUGAUUGUUCCUCCUAUGUAGGGGCUCCCGGGCUGCUGAAGAGGCACAUGUGAUUUCAGCUCUUGUUGGAGAAUUUAAGGUCUGAAGAGCUGAAGGCAAUUUUGGGUUGAGGAGUAACGAAAACUGAACUUUUAAAACUCAGGCCUUUUGAAAAAGGAAUCUCAUUUUAUGGGAAGAGAGUGUUUGUUUGCUUUUGUUUUUAAGUUAAUUUCUGGACUGCUCUACGGAAAGACAUUUCCCCAUGUUUUUACCUUUGCAAAAGGGAUGGAUGGAUCUCCUUUUGAUUUUUUUCAUGGGCUUUUUUGAUUAAUUCAGUGAUCACAUGCCUUUUUUACAGACUGUAUCAUAUACAUAUGACACUUUUAGGAGUGGGUGCACCCAUAAUGUUUCUGAGAGCUGGCUGUUGCAUAACAGUGACAGGUAGUGGCACAGAUCUCUCUUAAUACUGACCAGUUUUAUAGAAACAGAUACAUUUCAAAUUGUGCAAAAUCCAAGUUACACAAAUAAAAAGACUUAGGCCAACCACUUGAACAUAGAAAACAAGAGAGGGAAAUUUUUGUCCCAGUGAAAGCCAACAAAUAUUUUGCCAUAAUUUUUUUGUUUUGUUGUUGUCUUGUUUCAAAAUUAAAUUGUAGCACCAUACUCAGUUCCCUAUCAUAUUGUUUUUUAAGUGAACAGUUAAAUUCAAAGCAUCUGGGUGCCAGCUGGUGUGGAUGGUUAUGAUGUAGGAAAGCUAUUUAAGAGUUUUAAAAAUGCUGUCAUGUCAUGCUAAAUUCUUUCAGUGGGCUGUUCACUCAUGUCCAGAUUCUUCCUCAAAGAAAAGAAUCCUAUUGAAACAGGCAUCCAAUUUCCAAAACAAAUCAGUAUUUAUGUUUAUUAAAAUAUGUGCUGCUAAAUAGAGCAAAUCUAUGCAGUAACCAUACAAUUGAAGGAAAAAAUAAAAAAGCACCCUUAGUUGCUAUGCCAUUUCGUUUUCUUUUAAAAACAUUUUGAAUUGUAUGUGUGCUCCAAUAAUGUGAUUAAAUCUUUGUUUUUGCUUUGUUUAUGAAAAAUGAAACUGUGAGAUAAAUUUUUAAGUGUUUGGUUUGCUGUGUCUGCUAGUGAAGGAUAUAGGUUAAAUGAAGUAUAAGAAGAAUGCUAUUUCAGAGCUGACUGUUAAAACAACCCUUUUCCUUUUUUAUGUGUGUUUCUUUGGCUGGUUUUGAGAGACAUGACUUGAAUUAGCAAAGUAUGCCCAUGUUUAGACCACACUGUAUAGAAUGCUUUCCAAAUGUAAAUGUGUCCAACACCCAACAUAAAGCAGUUUGAUUAGUUCAUGUUGGUAGUCAUCUAUUUUUGUACACAUGAUUUCUGUUGCCAAGUCUUUGUUUUAUUUGUAUUUAUCUCAAAAUGGCUUGAGGAAGAUUAUUAUAACACUGAUGAUUGGCUCAAUGCAUAGGCGACACAAAUUCUCACCAACUUCAGCAAACAAAAAGCAACAGCGAGGAAGGAUACUGGACAAAAAGAGGGGAAUCUCUGUAAAAUAUCCAUAUAAAUAAUAUAUGUAUAUCCAGACUUUGUAUAUUGCUUUUCUCCCCAAAGUUUCUUUGACUGUGUAAGGUUUUUGUUGUAGUUGUUGUUGUUGUUGUGUGUGUGUCUUGUCCAUCUGUUCACUCUCAUCACCCAGCCUGGUCUUGAAAUGUAAUUUCUCAUCAUGUAUGUUUGCAUUUAGGUCCAUGUUUUUAAUCAUGUUGCUAAGCUUCCAUUUUUUUUAUUUUUUUUAUUCUGUUCGUAAAAAAAAUACAUUGUCUAGUUUUGUAUAAUUUGUAAGUUAAAAAGCAAUUGUUUUCCUUUUGGAAUUUUUUAAUGUAUGGCAACAAAGUAGCAUCUCACAGCAUUUAGUUAUGUAGAUUUUUUAAAUACACACACAUAUAUAUAUAUAAAAAAUAUAUAUAUAUAUAUAUAUAUGAUGAAUAUAUAAAUCUAUAUCUUUUUUUCUUUGAUGCUUACAGAACCUGUUCUAUUGUAAUAAUAUGCAUGGGCUCUUUUCUGAGAGUGAUGGUUUUAUUUUGUGUGUCAAAACUAGAAGGGCGUUUUUGAUGACGUUUUGAAAUACUUUCUUUCUUCUUUUCCUCCUUUUAUUUAUCUAAUUAUUUAUGCCUGCUUAUAGAUCUGUCUAUUCCAUUCUUCUUUUCACUCAUAUCAGUACCAGCAGUAUAGAUGCCUUAACAAUGCAAACCCAUAGCCACCACCACAGUACAGUAGCCACAGAUUUCCUUAAAGGAUGGCUUUCUGAACAGGGGGGGAAAAAGCACAAACUGGCUGUUUUACCUAAAAUCUCUUUUCAAAACCCAGCUUAUCAUAGCAAGGAGGAUUACAUGCAUUAUUUGUCCUUUUUCAGUUGUUUGUGUUAUGAAGUAUAAAGAGAAGGAACUUAGUUUGAAGGAAUAUAAAGAGAAACUAUAUGAUUGAUAUUUUUAUGUAUGUUGCAGCAGUGUUGCAAGGGGGAUAGGUUGCACUUUCUCAUUCAUUUAAAGCAAAAGGCUGCCUUUUCAAUUUGUUUGUGUUGUAGUAAUGUCUGCUGCGUUCGAGAGAGGGGGAAAAGCUAAAAGCCAUAUUUUACAGUGUCACUAUUAGCUCUUAGUGUCUGUGACAUUUUGAUGGUAGAACACUUCAGCUGGAGGGGCAUGUAAACCUGCGUGUUUUGGUGUUGUGGUAUGUUCUUCAUGCUACUGUACUUGGUAAGGUACUGUUGACGUAUUUCUCACCCUGAGCAAAGUGACUAAAUAUCAGAGCACAAUGCCUUUCCCCCAGAGCUGAGGUGCUGACACCAGUCUUUAAGAAGUAUAGGUCUCUACAGAACAGUAAUGGGUGUUUUUAAAUCUGUGGGCAUUUUCAAACCGGGAUGGGCGUUUCUAAACUAACCAAUGAAAGUAGGGAAUCUCAGUGUAGAAAUCAGUGGCCGUUUCCAAACCAGGAUGGGCGUUUCUAAUCUAACCAAUGAAAGUAGGGAAUCUCAAUGGUUUAAAAACGGCCACUGAUUGGGAAAAGGCCAUUUUUGUUCUGCAGAGAUAUAAGUCUCGUAUUUAACGCUGACUGUGUUUCACGAUUUUCAUACUGUCUGCCAAAUCGGCCCUUGCAACAAUAUUGCAGACAAAACUCUAAACGAUCAAGCUUCAGGGCUCUUUUAUGAAUGGUUUAACUGGUGUCUUUUGUAGUGUGUGUCUGCAAUCUGCCAUCUAACAAAGAAUAUUGCUUUAAUGUGUGUGAGGACAGAAGUGACUGAUGACAAAGGCCUGUUUUGAAGGGGAUCUGGAUGUUACUUCUCAUAUGAAUUACAAAUAUGUGGCUGUUACACAAUGAUUUCUUUGUUAGUGGCUCCAUUGUAACAAUUAAGAUGGCCCGCUGAUAAAGCAACAUGCAUUUGAUAUGAAACGAGACUCAAACCAAAAAGCUGGUCUCCUUUUCUCCUGCCUCCUAUUCCUGUGUUUGUUUGUUUGUUUAUUUGUUUUUCAUUUUUGAUUGGAUACACACUGAACCGUUCUGUCGAUAGGAAAACUCAAGACAAAAACUACUGUAUAGAUUGUUAUCAUUUUUGAUGAAAGCUGUAAAAUAACUUUUCAAAGUUCACAAUAUUAAAUUAAAGUUCUUCUUGU